Molecule: messenger RNA, 440 nt
Organism: Linum tenue
Lineage: Eukaryota; Viridiplantae; Streptophyta; Magnoliopsida; Malpighiales; Linaceae
Source: the annotation of a GenBank genome assembly
UAAAAACCAAACAAUGACAAGCAAGAGAAAAGGGAAUUGGAAAGUGGAAAGUGGAGGAAGAUAAGAAUUUAUGCAGUUCUUGUGUGACGAUAUCGGAAGAUGGAGCCGUGGGCGUCAAUCAAAGGGAUAAAAAUUUAUGAGAUAGAGUGGCGGCCCAAUUUCGAUCGAACGAUCGAAACACAUCUCUUACUAUCAAAAGCAUGUCUAAUCGAAUGGGCACAAUCACCAAAUACUGCAUGUGUUGGAAUUCAGCUAUCCAAAGGGUAGAGAGGAAUCAACCAAGUGACACGAAUCAAAUGGAUGUGGAGCAUAUGGCAGAACAACUAUAUUUAAGUGAGACCGAAGAAAAGGGUUGGAAUUUUGGUCAUUGUUGGUGGAUCUUGAAAAGAUGCAAAAAAUUUCAUAUCGUGAUAACAAUGCCGUCUUCAAAUCAAAGCCGC